AUGGGUGACCGUGCGAUCUCUACUUAUGCUCAAGAUCGUCCAGGGACUUCGGAGUGGUGCGACAGCAUAACAGACAUCUGCUUCCAACGAUACUACGAUGCCGACCUCGACAUUGCCUGGGGCUACGUCUUCCCCCCGAGCCCUUCAGCAGGGGAACCUCAGCCGGACGAAUUCAUCGGUCUGUUCACUGGUCCAGUCUCAGCGGGAUGGAUUGGGAACAGCUUGGGAGGUGGUAUGAGGUCCAACCCUCUCGUCGUUGGAUGGGUGGACAAUGAGCACAACGCCUUGCUGUCUGUGCGUUUCACCUCCCGGUUUGCGUCGCCAGAUCCUCUCGAGGGUCCGCAGCUCACCCUGUUGGGCACCUCUGGAGCGAAUGCUACGCACCAGCGUAUCGUGUACCGCUGCCAGAAUUGUACCGUGUGGGAGGGAGGAUCUAAUGGUAUCCGCUUCAACGAAACCGCGCAAUUUGGCUUUGCAGCCCAUGGUUCACAGAAGCCCGACGAUGUGGCCAAUGCCGACUCCAGCGUCCCCGUACACAGUGUAGCUGGACAACAUGAUUUCGAUGUAUCAAGCGCCCGUUCGGACUCUUACGAUAUGGCUCUCCAGCAACUACAAGCUGCCCCGCCUUUGCGACCUCCGAUAGAAGAGGAUGCACCAAGCCCAUCUACCCCCGCGGAAAGGCCCACUGGCUCCAACCCUUCGGCGUGUGCCAACGCACCCCAGGCCAGCCACGCGUUCAAGACCGGACCCGGUUGGGUAGGGACUCCCGUCUUGGGGGGACUUAGAACGCCUAGAGGCAUCAUACUAGACGGCCGAGGCAACCUCCUCGUCAUUGAAAGAGGGAAAGGUCUUACAGGGCACACCUUGGACUCUGAAGGCUGUGUGACCAACAGCAAGUUGAUUAUCGACGACACGAGGCUAAACCAUGGCAUAGAUGUGGUUGGAAAUAGACUAGUGGCGAGCUCCUCGGAUAUCGCUUGGGCUUGGGACUAUAAUGACAGCGAGAUGACGGUCUCGAAUAGACGAGUUUUGGUGACUGGAAUGGACAAUCCAGGACAUGUCACCAGGACGCUACACAUCUCUCGUAAAAACCCUGAUUAUCUGGUGGUCAGUGUGGGCUCCGACGGUAACAUCGAUGAAGCAUCCAUUCAGGCCGAAUCCGGAACCGCUCAAAUCCGUGUGUUUGAUAUGCGGACGCUACCUGAAGACGGCGCUGCGUAUACCGACGAGACUUACGGAAAGGUGCUAGGGUAUGGACUGAGGAAUGACGUUGGAAUCACAGAGGACAAGGCUGGCAACAUCCACAGCAUCGAAAACUCCCUUGAUAACGCCUACCGCGUCGUAAAUGGAGACCAGCGCGACAUCCACACAGAUAACCCAGCGGAGAAAGUCUACAAUCAGCCUGCCGGGAUCUUUGGAGGCUACCCUAUUUGUUACACCGUAUGGGAAGAAAAGGAUUUCAGGGAUGGCGAUACGCGCAAGAAGCCUGGAGACUGGUUCGUUCAAGAUCCGGGCAACUCGACGUUUAACGAUGAGUGGUGUGAAGCGAACGCUGUCAAGCCCACUGUCCUUCUACCUCCCCACACUGCUCCUCUGGAUCUGAAGUUUGGCGUGAAGUCCGGAGACAGCAACCUGUACGCUUCGUUACAUGGUAGUUGGAAUCGUCAGCCACCUCAGGGCUACAAAGUCGUCGCCGUUCCAGGCCAGUUCUCUUCGUCGGGCGAUUGGAGUCCAUCCGGUAGCCUUAAGGACACGAAGACCAGUGCUGUGGAUAUCCUAGCCAAUUUGGACGAGAAUGACUGUCAACGGGGCUGCUUCCGCCCAGUUGGACUCGUGUUUGGGAACGACGGUGAACACCUGUAUGUGUCGAGCGAUACCACUGGGGAAAUCUUCUUGCUGCGACCAGGAGAUAAUUCCGGUGGCGCGAAGACUCUGAGCCAAACUUCUGUCACAUUCUCGCUCUUCCUAUCUGUCUUCAUUGGCAUCUGGUUGGCUUGA
This is a messenger RNA of Coprinopsis cinerea okayama7#130, 1998 nucleotides long. RefSeq names its product cellobiose dehydrogenase. NCBI's taxonomy places the organism in Eukaryota, Fungi, Basidiomycota, Agaricomycetes, Agaricales, Psathyrellaceae. The coding region runs from base 1 to 1998 and encodes 665 amino acids. The record is from RefSeq and is a predicted model, not a curated record. The transcript is spliced from 11 exons.